This is a messenger RNA of Lolium rigidum, 1938 nucleotides long. RefSeq lists its product as uncharacterized. The transcript is spliced from 13 exons. The coding region runs from base 1 to 1938 and encodes 645 amino acids. The record is from RefSeq and is a predicted model, not a curated record. Lineage: Eukaryota; Viridiplantae; Streptophyta; Magnoliopsida; Poales; Poaceae.
AUGGAACCAGCCGCCGCCUCCCCCUCCGCCUCCGCCGACGGCGGCGCUUUCCUCGAGUUCGUCGACUACGCCAUCUCCGUCCUCACCUCCUCCUCCGGGGGCGACGGCGACGAGUCCCCACCCGGCGCGGGGCCGGCGCCGGCGCGGCCGCCGUGGGGGUGGACGGUGGCGCAGGUGCUAAAGUCCUGCCGCGCCUACUCCAGCGGAGUCACCGCCGCCAUCCUCCUCUCCGACCUCUUCCAGUCCUGGACAGAACAACGUAAAUAUCUGACUGCAAAGAAGAAGGUUGAGGUGACUAAUCUCUUAAACACAAGGAGUAAGAGGAGGAGGCUUCCCAGUACUAUCACAAUCGACUCUAUCCACGAGAAGAACUUCCUUUCUCCCAAGAGUGUCCUUGAAGCUGUCGUCAUCAAUGUUUUUGUUCUUCCUGGUACAAACAUAUACAUGCUUACCUUGGGAGACAUGUGGAGUACAUCAACUAUUGAUCUGUAUCUACACCGAAGGUACUACAGUUAUAUAGGACAACAUUGCAUCUUGAAGAAGGGUCGAGAAGUUGUGCUCACAGGAUGUUGUCUUCGUACAGCUGUGGAGGGAUCUGGCCGUGCUCGUAUUUUACCGACAGAAUACAUGGUGAUAUUACUUGAUGAGGAUCAAGAUGAAGAUGCCAUGCUACUUGCGGCACAGUUUUGCACAUAUUCUUUCUCCUCUAUGAAGCAAGAGGAAGGCGGAAAUGAUGUUGUAUAUUCGUUUUAUGCCAGGAUUGAGAAGAUCGAGUCUUUGGAACCUCUUAGAUGUACAGAAAGAAAGCAGAUUGUACUAGUAGACAGUGAUGGUGAGAAGAUAAAUUUUAUCUUAUGGGGAGAGCAGAUUUUGCUUGCAAAUCUUUUCAGUGUAGGGAGCAUGCUUGCACUGGAUAGUCCUUUUAUUGCAAGUUCUGAGGAGUCUCAGGAAUUGUGCCUUGAGUAUGGUAGUGCAACACAGGUUUACUUGGUGCCGAUUGCUCAACAGGAGGAACAGGUACUCCACACACCUACUCAAGUAAAGAGCCAAGGACCUCGGCUGUCAUGUGUUCCAAUUGAUAAUAUGGCUUCACAAGUAACAUUACCACGUGAUUUGCAUGGUUCAGUUGACUUCAGCAAAUAUCCAUUUCGAUCAUAUGUAAGUGAUCUUCAUGGUAAAAUGGUGGGAGUUAGUCUGUUUGGCACCGUAACAAGUGUUUGCAAAGUAAGUGCGUCUGGGACUACCUUCUAUUUGGAGAUAGAAGACGUUACUGGAGUUGCUCUGACGAAGCUUAACUUUAUUGGACACUGGUCAUUAGGUAGAGUUGGAGUUGGUCAUAUGGUGUAUAUCUCUGGUCUGACUUGUACCUUGAAUAAAACAAAAAUCCUUGAAGUCUCAUGGCGUGAGAAGGAGACAGGAUCUCUGUUUGUUAACUUGAGCUUGCUGCCGGCCCUGCUGAACUCAACAUGCCUGCAUAGUUUAUCACUCUUGUCAGAUCUUCCCCAUUCAGCAAACAGGACACACAUAUGCCGUGUUCGACUUGACCACAUUGAUUGCAACAGUUUAAAGCUGCCCUUAUUCCACAAUCUAUGUGGCCAUGUGGUGAAUGAACAGCCAGAUGGACUGUACUGUUCCUUCUGCGAAGUCGCCUGCCAGAAUGGAUGCACACAUGGCUUUCAGUUGCACUUGACCAUUGCAGACGACAGCGAGAAGGUCUUUGCAUGGUGUCUCGGGCAAACGGCUGUAGAGUUCCUUCAAAUAUCUCCAGAUGAAUAUAUGGAACUCCCUGAGGAUGAUCAGGCAAUGUACCUCUUCACUCUGCAGAACGAGAGUUUCACGGUGGCCAUCGCGAACACCAGCAAACGGGUUGACAAGUACGCCGAGAAUGACAAGGCACUUCCGGCGUGGGAGAUCACGAGAGCCCAGAAAUGCGAAUGA